AUGAUCCAGAUCCGCAACCGGGUGUUCAUGUUGAGGGCUUCGGUGGUUCAGGGCGAAGUUCCACUCCUCAUGAGUCGGAGUGCUCUGAGUAAGCUGGGCAUGGUGUACGAUCUCGAGGACCACUCAGCCCAGUUCAAGCACCUCGGAAUCAACAAGUUCUCUCUGAUGACAACAGACAGUGGCCACCCAGCCAUCCCAGUGACGCCGAAACGUGUGCCGGGCAUGAAGUGGCCAUCGCCCCAACAGUGGGCGAAUUCGGAGGUGAUCAUUGUUCCCAUGGCUGAGUCGCAAUACACAGCAUACAUGACCAGUGCUCGUGGCACUAGUGAGGGUGAAGUCAGUGCUGCUCUAGAACCACCCCCUCCUAUGCCCUCUCGUGAUGAACCCAAAGCUCCAGGACACAAUCUCUUCUACCCCAAGAAGAUCAACGCGUGUGUUCGGAACAUCCUGUGCGCCGAGCCCUUGAACGACCGCCUCUUCGCCACCUGGUGGGGUGGCACACCGAUUUCAAAGGAUUUCUGGAUCGAGUGUGAAGACUCACUUGUGCGGGUUCAUGUCGUUCCCAGGAAAGGCCUGUUUGAUCCCUCCAGAUGGGAAACACCCCAAUUUGAGGUCAAGGACAAGCUGCUUGGGAUGAUUGGGAUGGUUCGGUGCACUGCUGCAGUCUCAUGUUCGACUCUUUCAAGUUUGAGCGUUGUUCGUGAUCUGUGGCAUGAACAAAGCAAUGCAUCCCUACCAGUGCUAUGGGUUGGCCGCACAGUCUUUUCUCGAGUUGCAGCUAGACCGCCUCUCUACGGUAUCCCGCCUCGAGUAGGACCUCCAAGACCUCCUGAUGGCAACUCCCCAGCCGGUGAACAUCUGGAAAAUGAACAAGACGCAGCUGCUGUCAGAGGCGAUGAGGAUGAACCUAACGAUCCACUCCUCCUGGUCAGUCGGGGAACUCCGCCAGGUCAUCAGCGAUCAUCGGAAAGUUUCCGAGGAGACCUCCAGUGUCCCCAAGGGUCUAGCAUCAAUGACUCUGGAACAGCUGAAGGCUCAGGCGACUCAACUUCAGAUCCCUAUCCCUGCUCGGGUGACAAAAGGGCAGCUGCAGAUGAUGAUCAGGGAUGCCGCGACGCGCAACAAGGCGGAUGCGGUGGUGACCUUCGGGAGGCACCGCAACAAGCUCUACCGAGAGGUUCCGGAUCAGUACCUGGAAUGGGCCAUGCUGGAGGUGCAGGCACCCUGGCGAACUACGCGAAGGCGAAGCUCGCACCGAACGAGGAAUCGGUUCACCAGGGAUACAACCCCGAGAUCAAUUCCAAGGUGCCGCUGCCGAGCGAGGAUGGCGGGGACUCAGCUUGGGAGUCUCACUGGUCGGAACUGACCGAGACGGCGAUCCAGAUGAACACCCGGGCGGCGGCGAAGGCAGCAUCGGUAUCGGCCAUGCGGGCAGCAGCUCUCAAGAAACGAAGUUCCGGGUCAGGUUCUCAGACGGAGAACCCAGCGGUCAUGAACCAGGAGAUCCCGAAGGAAGUCAGCGAGGAGAUCGAGGCCCUGAUGACACGCUUGGCGACCCUCAAGGCUGAUGAUCAGGACGCCGCCGAUGACGUGAAGCUCUCCGACGGGACCAAGGUGAUCGCUUUUCCAUCACAGUCUACACCACCCGUGGAAUACAGGAGUUGUCUAGGUUCGGGUCCUGAAGAUCGUGAACAACAGCUACGACCGAAGAAGAGCAUCCGAAAGGCUAUCUGGAAAGGGGCACAACGAGCUAGUCAAGCUUGCGUCUUCGAGAUUGGUGGCACAGAGGUCACCUACCAGAUGAUCGAGGCUGGGGCACACGUCAUCGAGCCGAUUUCAUGGGAUGAGUUCUUUGGCAACGAUAUCCAGCUUGAUGCCCAGAGUACGAUUAAGAUCACGGAGAUCUCCGUACUCUACGACUCGGCCAUCUUCCUCAGGACGAUGCCCAUCGGGAAGAUUGCAAGGCAUCUUCGCUAUGCUGGUGCAGAUCCUGGAGUACUCAAGGACAUUCUUCUGAAGCUUUCUGUCGUGGCUUUACGACUUCUGCAGGACAAGCACACUGGCAACAAGGUGUUGUUGAGCGUCAUGGUCUUUGGUAUCAAGAAAUACUGCAGCGCGUCGUUGAUGAGAAGCGUCGUCAUGGUUAUUCACCUACACAAGCUGUUUUCGGUAAAGACCCUCGUUCUCCUGAAGAGCUAUGUGCAAGCAAUGAUGAGGAGUCGCGUCAAGAGAGGCGGCUAUGCGGUUGGUGAAUUGGUGAGUUUCUAUCGCAUCGAGAAGGAGGGAACUGGUGGGUUUCUUUCGGGGGUCGUUGUCAUCUUGUUGCUGAAGAACAUUUGCGUCCUUCAUCACCGGAG
This is a messenger RNA of Symbiodinium necroappetens, 2357 nucleotides long. Lineage: Eukaryota; Dinophyceae; Suessiales; Symbiodiniaceae. The record is from the annotation of a GenBank genome assembly.